Molecule: messenger RNA, 2286 nt
Organism: Rhodofomes roseus
Lineage: Eukaryota; Fungi; Basidiomycota; Agaricomycetes; Polyporales; Fomitopsidaceae
Exons: 16
Coding region: 1-2286 (761 amino acids)
Biological process (GO): DNA-templated transcription; regulation of DNA-templated transcription
Cellular component (GO): nucleus
Molecular function (GO): DNA-binding transcription factor activity, RNA polymerase II-specific; zinc ion binding; transcription cis-regulatory region binding
Source: RefSeq, a predicted model, not a curated record
AUGUCCCUAUCGCCUACAACGUCGAACGAGUACGAGCCGACGACGGGAAAGCGGCGCCGGACGUCCUUCACAGUCAGCAGCCAGCGCUCAGAAAUGGCGCACUCGCCUCAGGAAUCUAGCUCGGGCCAGGCCAUUGCACCUCCUGUCCCGCCUGGUCACAUCCCCAAGCGGGGCGCGCGGGCCUGCACUGCCUGCCGCAAAGGCAAGAACAGGUGCGAGGGAGAGUCCCCUUGUCGACGAUGCCAAUUGAGUGGUACUCCCUGCGUCUUCGAAAAGCCAGAAAAGAAAAAUGCACAGGUCUUGUCUGGUGCUAGCACCGAACGUCUCUCGCGCUUGGAGGGCCAAUACCUUGUCAUGCAAAGCCAAAUGAUUGGGAUGCAGUCGUCUCUCGACCGUAUUCUGUCUGCAAUAAUACAACAGAGCCAGGCUACUUCUGCGCUCGUGCAACAGUCUGUGUAUACGAAUGGUGGGCCAUCCGCCAUCCCGCCGAUCCGCAACGGUAUGGACAUGUACGGCUCCCCCGGCCCUUCGGACGGGCCGCCGGUACGGCAGAACAGGUCGUUCCCGCCAUUGCCCGGCUUUGCGCCGCCGCCACACAAGUACGCGACCUAUGGUAUUGUACCAAGUACGGCGCCAUCAUCAGAUGACGAGUCCGAAGACACGCUACCGAGGGCCACGUUAAACGCGCCGAUUGAGGCGUUGCAAGGCCUAGCGAACGCCGCCGCUGAAGCCGCUGCCGCCCCGUCCGCUUCCCCACCUCGUAUGAAGAAGAGAAAGAAGGCUGAGCCCACGCCGCGUAAUGCCUUCCCUCACGUUGUCGAGAAGGGCCUCGUGUCAGACAGCGAAGCAAGAGAGUUAUUUCACAUCUUCUUCUCCGGCUGCCACUACUUCAUCCCUUGUUUCGACCCUACAUACGAUACAUAUGACGCCUUACAAGAACGUACGCCAUGGACGUUCGAUGCCAUGCUUGCGAUAGCCAGCAAGAUCCGUAGUGGGACAGGUCCGCUCAGUUCCACGUUUUACAAGUGCUUGGAAGAGGCGCAGGGCAUCGCUCGGUCUACCCUCUUCGGUCCUGUGGUGCGGAAGGAGGCGGUGCAAGGUAUGCUGCUUCUCGCUGCUUGGAGCACGAAUGGUUGGCUACCUAGUGGACAUGCUAUGCGCAUGGCUCUCGAUCUCGGAUUACAUCGGGCAUUGGAGAAGCUAGCCGACCCGGAAAGCUCAAAGAAGCGGACAGAAGAGGAGGAGCGCAAUCUAGUCGUAUCUGCUCGCAUCUGGCUUUGCCUGUACUGGUUUGAUCACCAGAUGAGUCUUGGGACGGGGCGCCCAGUGGUCUUGCGAGACGAGAGUUCUAUCAAACAUUGCCGCUUACUGUUCACACAUCCUAUGGCCUCCGUUACCGAUGUUCGUCUCAUAUCUCAAGUGGAGUUGAUCGCCCAAAAGACCCAGAUAUACGAGACAUUGUCCCCUCUCAACGGUCAAGUGAACCACAACACAUUGGCGUUCAUACGUCGCGCGAACAUCGCCUUGGACAAGUGGUGGCAAGACUGCGAUGAACUUCACCGAGCAACGAUGGACGAAGACGCUUUACCGCGGAAGAUUCUUGCCGGCGAGCUUCAUUACGCCAAGCUGUGGCUUGUUUGCGUUGCGCUUCGUGGUACCUCCUGGGACAAAAUGCCUUUCGAGCAGCGGGAGCUUGCCUUCCAGGCUAAGGAUGCUGCAUCCGCCUGUCUCUCGAACCUCCUCAACUCGCCUACAUAUAGGGCUGCUCUGCGGUAUGCUGUGCACGAUAGUCUCGUGACAGCUGCUUUCUCUGGCCUCUUCUUGCUGAAGAUGGCCAACCUGUACCCAGCGGAACUGGAUCUCGCAGCAAUCACUAUGCAAGUCGAGCAGCUGGCGGAGCUGUUGUCCGAGGUGGCCGCUGAGAGAUACGCGUUGACGCUGCGCGUUAUGCUCGCUAGCCUCAAACGCAAGCUUGGUCUGGGAACGGGACCGUCAGCAAUGCCUGGAGGGCAGGACAUGAUGGCUCCGCCUGCAUUUAUUGACCCGGCCAUCAUGCCGCAACUGCAGUUCACAGUGGAAGAGCUCGGCAUGUUGCCGGGCUCGCUACCAAAUGACCGCGCGAUGUUUAGUCCAUCCGCGAUACCAGUCUGGCUGCAAGAACAGGCGAGUCCUGAUAGCUUGACGGACCUUGGGCUCCCGUCCAAUGGGUCUGACGGCAUGUUCCUGCAGAUGGGGCGUAUGAACGGCUGGAUGGGUGAUUUCCCCCCCAUGCCGGAGGCGUGGUGA